UUCCAAUCCACUCUCUCAGAAUCUGUAGCCACCUGCUCUUAGUCACUGCUGUGUGUCAGUCUCCCUUGGCACUAGAUACAAUGGUGAUUAGGGUAGCAUAAUGAGCCUUUUGGACUGCUUGCAAACCAUGAACUACUGCAUCUUUGAGUUUUAAGGGCUUAGCUUAGGACUAGGGGAUAUGCAUGGAAGCCCAAAUCAUUGGUGUCCUUUAUCUGUGGGAUCGAAGUUUGUCACUCAGCAUCCUGAACAUUGUGUGCCUUUAAACAAGGCAAAUCUGAUACCAUAAUUUGGACAACAACUUAGCCAAAGCAUCAAUUCUGUAUAUGGAGGCCAAGUAGUACUAACAAACAUGCAAAUUCUAAUUUUAAAACUCAGACAAACAUUUUACAGCUAAAACAAUCCACCCCCUUUUGGCUAAAUAACUGAACAAAAUUUCCCGUACAAAGGCAAAGUUCAAUAUUUUCAUUUCUGUAAAACUCUGACCCAUGUCACUUUUCAUCAGUGCUGCACUAUCUGUGAAGUCCCCUUGUAACCUAGAAGAGUUAGCUUCCUCCCUAACAUACUUGGAGAAAGAUUUGGGCAUACCGCAGCAUUUCAUUUCCUCUUUGUCUAGCUUGAUGAUAACUCGUCACUUUUCAAACUGUGAAGAUGAAAUCAGGAGAAGAGUGUGAAAUAUCAGUAUAACAAUGGCCACUUCCCACCCCAUGAGACAAAGAAGUGAAAGGCUUAGUGAUUUGUAUGACGAUGAGCACUACAGAAAACAUUCAAAGCUUCUAAAUCCCAGGGACUUCCUGACUUCAGUUGUGAGGGCCAGCCACACUGACAUCAUAGAUCCUUCCUGCAGUCACAAUGCUACUAAGUCGCCCUAGGGAAGAGGCCCCAGAAACAGGAAGACCUUAGUUAGGAUGCAAUUACAAUUCCUUGGUACAUUGGCUUCCUCAGAAAAAAGAAAAAAAUCACAGAGAUUGUUUUUCAAAAAUAUCAAAUCUACAAAAAAUAAAGCUGGAAAAGCAAGCAUCAUGAGUUCAGAUACAAAUGUAAACAAAAGUGCCUCUCCAACUGCGACUGCAGAGGAACAGCCAGUUGAACCUGAUGGCCCCCUUCCUGGCUCAGACAAUAACCAAGAAAAGAAAGUAAGAUUAUCUCCAGCCAAAAUGUCAACCAAGAAUUCUACAGAUCUAGUUGAAUAUGUUGACAAGAGUCAUCCUUUUCUCCCCAUCAUUCCAAACACCCAGAGAGGUCAGCUAGAAGACAGACUGAACAACCAGGAGCGUACCAUAGCUUUCCUUCUUGAACAAGCCUUCCGCAUCAAGGAGGACAUCUCUGCUUGCCUGCAGGGGACCCAUGGCUUUCGAAAAGAGGAAUCGCUCGCCAGGAAGUUACUGGAAAGCCACAUCCAGACCAUCACCAGCAUCGUCAAAAAACUCAGCCAAAAUAUUGAGAUUUUAGAAGACCAAAUAAGAGCUCGAGAUCAGGCGGCCACAGGAACUAACUUUGCAGUACACGAGAUAAACAUCAAACACCUACAAGGAGUUGGAGAUCUUCGAGGAAGAGUAGCCAGAUGUGAUUCAAGCAUUGUGAAGCUUUCUGGAGACAUUCACUUAUUCAGGCAAGAGUACCGGCAAAUUGAGAAAGCCAUUCAAGAAUUCGUGCCCGCCCUGGAAACUCUUUCCAAGAACUUGGACAUGAAGGUGAUGCAGCUCUUAGGAAAGAUAGAAACUGCCAGUUCUGAGCAAACCUCGAAUUUAAAGAUGGUCCAGGGGGAUUAUCGCCACGAAAUGAACCUUUUGGAAUUCAAAUUUCAUUCACUUUCAAGUAAUCUGUAUGAAGAAGUUGAGAAUAAUAAAAAAUGGACAGAAAACCAAUUUCUCAAAUAUAGAAAAGACCACCUGGGCCAUAUAAAUGAAUGUCUGAAGGUCCUGCAGGAGAAACUGGAAAAGUCUGAAAAUAAAAUGGAAGAAAAACUGCUGCAGCUUUCAAGCAAAGUAGAGAAUUUCAUUAACACACAGAAACAGGAAACACAACUAAGUAAAGUAAAGCAUACGGAAGAUAAAUUGUCCAAAAAGAUGGAACAAAUGGAAAAGCAGAUCUGGGGUGAAUUAGAGACAAUGCAGAAUGAAUAUCAAUCAGGAUUUAAAUCAAUUCAUGACUCUCUCAGCUCCCUCCAACAAAUACAGAAAACAAAGAUGGAUUUAGAGAAAUAUAAAGUACAGAAAGACCUAAAGAAAUUACAGCGCAAGAUAGUGGAACUCCAGGAAGUAUAAACCUUUUCAGUCAUCUUCUUUUUCACCAGCCAACGGAGUGAUUUGUUGGAAAAAGUUCUGAAGAAGAAAGUUACUAUCUCUGGGAUGUUUACUGCUUCUAAUGUCUCCUUUUAAGGAGACAAAUGUACCAGAAAAAUAAUAAAGCAAAGAAGCUUUGGA
Pan troglodytes (chimpanzee) is the source of this 2423-nucleotide messenger RNA. RefSeq names its product family with sequence similarity 81 member B (gene FAM81B). The coding region runs from base 906 to 2264 and encodes 452 amino acids. Lineage: Eukaryota; Metazoa; Chordata; Mammalia; Primates; Hominidae. The record is from RefSeq and is a predicted model, not a curated record. The transcript is spliced from 10 exons.